CUCGCUAGUACUAGUAAUAGCAAGCUCUGUCUCGCUCGCGCGGUCAACUCUGUUGCUUUCUUCCACUCCUCCUCCUCCUCCUCCUCAUCAUCAUCAUCGCUCUUCGCUUCUUCAUUGUAUCUCUAUCCCAACUACCCCCUCGACCAGGCCAGACUUUUGUCGCCCUUAUAGUUGGCUUCCCCACAACACACGCCCCCCCGUCUCCCAGUGCCCUUCGGAGCAGCACCGCUGUCAACCAAGCACCGCCCCCGUCACUCUCGCACCGAUCCUCGUCCCACAUUAAAAUCGCUUCCAACUCACUCGCCCUCUCUGUUCUUUUCUUCACUCCUCUACUUUAUCAUCUCCAGCAAAACGUGCGCUAGAGCAGCCUGCUCUCUUUCACAUCAGAAGGCGCAAACGUAGCCUAUUCCUCCUCGCCCAUCGCAAAUCUCCCCCCGACCUCCACCUCCCCAAUCCAUCCCCAACCACAACUCUGCCAACAUGACUGACUCAAACCCUCGCGCAAUCCGGAGAAAGCUCGUCAUCGUGGGUGAUGGUGCCGCAGGGAAGACAUCCCUCUUGAACGUGUUUGCCAUUGGCGAGUUUCCGGAAAACUAUGAGCCAACUGUGUUCGACAACUACGUCACCGACAUCGAGCUGGACGGUAAGCCGAUCCAGCUUGCGCUCUGGGACACGGCUGGCCAGGAGGAGUAUGAGCGUCUGCGCCCUCUCUCGUACUCGAAGGCGCACAUCAUCCUUAUCGCCUUCUCCGUCGACACGCCAGAUAGCUUGGACAACGUGACACAAAAGUGGAUCGAGGAGGUGCGCAGCAUUUGCGGGUCUCAGAUUCCUGUCAUCCUUGUCGCGUGCAAGUCGGACCUGCGCGACCGUGCAAUUGAGAACGGGACGUACAGCCCAGAGAGCUUUAUCGACACGGAAACGGGACGACGUGUGGCGCAGUCCAUUCGCGCGCGCGGCUACUACGAGACGUCCGCGCUGCUCAACCAGGGCGUUGACGCUGUGUUCGAGGCCGCCACACGCGCUGCCAUGGUUGUCCGUGACCAGGGCUAUGGAGGUGUCGGCGGCGAGAAUACGGCCGUUGGUGGCCGCCUCCGCCAGAACGAGAAGGAGACCUCGAGCUGCGGGUGUUGCAUCAUCGCGUAGCCAGCCAUGAACGCCUCAUGACGUUCCAUCACGACCCAGUGGCACGUACACGACCGCGCAAUGUCGCCAUGAUAUUCCCCACGGCCCCACGGUUUGCACAUACACGCCCGCAAGCCGACGUCCCUUCCCCCACGACCCUGGCCACCGGCCGUCUGGUGCGCCAGUGCUUGACUGACCCACCUACUGUAGCAUUUCUGUGUCUUGGUGUCUGUCCUGCCUGACCAGCGCCCCCUCGUCGCAUACGUAGACUCGACAUGGAGACGCGAGUGCUUGUGUUGAA
Cutaneotrichosporon oleaginosum is the source of this 1423-nucleotide messenger RNA. RefSeq lists its product as uncharacterized. Gene Ontology annotation, biological process: small GTPase-mediated signal transduction. Gene Ontology annotation, cellular component: cytosol. The record is from RefSeq and is a predicted model, not a curated record. Gene Ontology annotation, molecular function: protein kinase binding; GTPase activity; GTP binding. NCBI's taxonomy places the organism in Eukaryota, Fungi, Basidiomycota, Tremellomycetes, Trichosporonales, Trichosporonaceae.